Messenger RNA from Chenopodium quinoa (quinoa), 2341 nucleotides. Its product is annotated as cell cycle checkpoint control protein RAD9A-like. The coding region runs from base 556 to 1905 and encodes 449 amino acids. The record is from RefSeq and is a predicted model, not a curated record. The transcript is spliced from 11 exons. Gene Ontology annotation, biological process: mitotic intra-S DNA damage checkpoint signaling; DNA replication checkpoint signaling; cellular response to ionizing radiation. Lineage: Eukaryota; Viridiplantae; Streptophyta; Magnoliopsida; Caryophyllales; Amaranthaceae. Gene Ontology annotation, cellular component: checkpoint clamp complex.
UUCAGUUUUUUUUUUUUUUAUUUUUUUUCUUUAAUUUUUUUUUUUUAAAUUUUUUUUUUGAAAAUGGGGGGACAAGUGUCCCCACAUGUCCCCUUCUAGCUCCGCCCAUGUAUUGCAUGGGUACAUCCGUACAUGUAAUAUUAGUCCAAAAUAAUUCACCUAUGGUAUGGAGAGGUAGAGCUGAUGAAGUAGUGACAUGGUUUUUAAAAAAAAUAAAAAAAAACUAAAUAAAGUAGUGACAUUGCUUUCAUCUCAUAUCUUUGAGGUUUAGGAAUCAAAUCUUAGGGAACUCAUUUAAGGAAUUUCCUUUUUAAUGUGUUCUAUUGAUCUCGGCAUGUAAAAUGUAACUUUUUAAUAGUUAACACAUGGCUAGUAUAUUUCGUGGUCGAUUGAUCUUAAUUCUUGAGUGGACAAGUCUUUCUAAUUCAAAAAAAUUAAUCAUCAAAUUCAAACUUCCUCACUAAAAGACAUGUUUAAUAGGGAAAUAAAAAGGUAUACGUAGGAACGUAGCUUUUCCCGCCAAGAAGAACACAGAGAAACUUGAGGAGAGAGAAAAUGGAGGUGAGUGUUAGCGGGAACGCACUCAAAACCUUUGCUCGCUCCAUCAACUGCCUUGCUAAAAUCGGCAACGAACUCGCCAUUCAAGCUUCUUCUUCUCAGCUUGCUUUCUACACUCUUAAUGCAUCCCGUUCUGCCUAUCAAUCGAUAUCGUUUAAACCCGAUUUCUUUGAUGUUUGCUCGGUUCCUGGUAAUCAGCAAGUUCAGUUUAGCAUCCUCUUGAAGGCUGUGUGUGCUGUCUUAAGGACUCCUCUUUCAAACAUUGAUCAUUUGAAGGUGCAUUUAUUGGAUGCUGAUGCAGCUAAAGUCAAGUGGACAUUAGAUUGUGUUAAUGGCAUGAGAAAAACCUAUUGGAUCAACUGUAAUGUGGAACCCGAUAUUCAGCAUUUGUCUCUCGACAGGGGAAGAUUCACUAGUAGCUUUGUCGUUAGGCCCCAUGAUCUCAACAGAUUGCUCUCUAAUUUUCAGUCUUCUCUUCAUGAGAUCACCAUUAUUGCUACCGAACCAUCCUCUAUUCCUUCAGAAGCUGAAAGUGAGAUUGGUGGGAAGGCUGUAGAACUUCGGAGCUACAUUGACCCUACAAAUGAUAGUGGUUCAUCCUUACACACUCAGCUUUGGAUAGAUCCAGUGGAAGAAUUCCUGCAAUAUGCUCACACUGGAAAUCCGGUAGAUGUUACGUUUGGUGUUAAGGAGUUAAAGGCAUUUCUUUCCUUUUGUGAGGCCUGCGAAGUUGAUAUCCACUUGUUUUUUGACAAGGCUGGCGAGCCUAUUCUCAUGACACCCAAAUUUGGUUUGGAUGAUGAUGGAUCUACUUCAAACUUUGAUGCCAAGCUUGUUCUUGCAACAAUGCUUACAUCACAGCUGCGUGAAGGAAAUCCAACUGGCCCUGUUCCAUCAGAUGGAGCCUUGAACGGAAGGGCUAAUAAUGAGACAGGACCAGAAGCUCAGCAAGAAAGAUCAAGGGUACAGGCCUCUGCUCAUGCAUCUGAGCAUACUAAAAUAUGGUCUGACCUUUCAGCAAGUGGUCCCAAAUCUGUCGGUGGCAGUGGAAGUAGGCCGGUUCAAGGUGAAGGAAACACCACUUCCAAUGAGCAGAGGGAAUUUCAAAAGUUUGAUGAAAUGCAAAUUUCAGAGCAUCCCCCUGAAGGAGAAAAUGCCGCUGGUGGUCCAAAUUCCUCUCAUCAUAUGGAAACUGUUCAACGGGUGGCGCAUCAAGGGUUGCAAGAAAAGGAGGAAGGCUUUUCUCAACGCCAUCCUAGGAAUUGGGUAGAUGCAGAUGAGGAUGAGGAUGAAGAAGACAAUGAAAUGUGUGUACAGUCUACACCACCAUACUAUGAAGAACAGUGAGAGUAAUGGGUGACCGCUCUUCAAUUGUAACUUUUCAGAUAUCAGGAGGCGAAUGGCUACAUAUCAUUCGACUCUGAUGUAGGCAUGAUUAUAUGAUUCAUGAAUCAUGAUCAUAUAAAUAUAUGAUGAAACCUUUGAUUUAAUCAAUUUUUUUUUUUUUUUUUUUUUGACAAAUUAAUCAUUUUUGUUAUUAGAAGUAAAUGGUUUUUUAAUGAUGCCAUAUGAAUGAUGGUAUGAUAAACUGAGCUCAUCUAGUUAUUGUGAAUAUAUAUGAUUCUCCUGGGAAUAUCGACAUGAAUUUGUAUUGUAACCUUUUUAUGAAACAGAUUUUGUUGAAGUUGGUGUUGUAUACUUGUAUUUACUCAUGUUUCAGCACUAUGUCCAAUGAACUUUACGGCUGAAAUUUUGUCAAAUCAUAUGCGACGCAAUCAUAUGC